This is a messenger RNA of Gongylonema pulchrum, 507 nucleotides long. NCBI's taxonomy places the organism in Eukaryota, Metazoa, Nematoda, Chromadorea, Rhabditida, Gongylonematidae. The record is from the annotation of a GenBank genome assembly.
GACACUUAUUAUGAUAUAGUUGAUGCACUGGAAUCGCAAGGCUUAGAAGAUGGUAUGAGGCAAAUGCUGAAACUCGGUCACAAAGAACUUAACGAUCAAUGCAAACUUUACGAAAAGGUGCUGAAGCAGGAAGAUGAAGCAGAAAGCAGCGAUGAUAGUAUCGUUAAUAUGAGGGCUCAGCCUGCGCUACCGGUUACAGAUCGAAGGGCAAUGAUGCGUCGUCGACAUAAUGAAUCAUUGGCCCGACAAAAAGAGCAUCAUAAUUUCCACAAGAUUAACUCAUUAAAUAAUAAUAUCUGCGAGAAAUUUGAAGCAAAUCAUUUUUUCACAUUUCACUUUCUGCUCUUCUUCGCAUCAGCUCGAUGGGAACUUGUUGCUGAUAUAUACUGGGGAAUUAAAAUUUUCAACAAUUCACUUUUAAAAGCAAUUCCCAAAGCUCUACUCGGCUUUGUCCGGUUGAAAGGCGAUUAUGAUGAUUGUGGUGUGACCUCGCAGACGAUGAGGUAG